AUGCCCCUGGGCCAGGCGAUUGUGGCGCACGGCGGCGCUGUCUCCCGCAACCGACUCCAAGACGGUAUCUGGUCGCAGUAUCUCGGCAACCGUGGAUGGUAUGGCAUGCACAUUGUCAUUGGCAUGCCCAUUGUGAUGUUGGCAAUCCCACGCCAUCAGCGGCAAAUAGCGGCAGACGAUGCACGAAGACGAGGAGACACGUGGCUACACGGUUGUUGCGUGCUCGGCAGACGACAAGCUUCUGCCUGGAUUACGUGGGGUCUCGCUGACACGUGCAAGCCCCAAAGGCGAAGAGAGCGGUGCGCCUGCUGCGCCCGCACGGCCUGCGCCUGGUCAUGCUCACGGGCGACAAGGAGGGUACUGCGCGAUCUAUUGGAGACAGAGGUUGGCAUCGACGACGUGUUUGCAGCAGCGUGCAGGAGAUGGAGGCGAAAGGACGACGUGGUGGCGAUGGUUGGCGACGGCAUCGACAUAGAGUCCGCGCACGUCGUUCUGAUGAUCAAGGACAACCUGCUUGCUGGAUGUGUUUUCUGGCCAUGCACCCUAUCGCGUGCGACCGUGCGCCACAUCUACUACAACGUUCAUCUGGGCCGUGUGGUGCAGGUGGUGGACACAGCAACGCGUGCGCUGCCCCAUCGACUGGUCGUGGCGAGUGGCCACCUGUCCAGUGACGCCGACAACGGAGUGCACGCGAUCCGCCAAAUCACCAGCGUCCACGUCUCGGAGAUCCAAUCCAUCGCAGCAGCCGCCACUUCGUCACCUUCUCCUGUGCUCCUGUGGCAUCAUUUUGGCGAGGGCGAUGGCUUCAUCGGCACCAUCAGCAUGUCUGCGAGCGGGGAGCAGCUCCUGCUUUUGCCGGAGGCCUGUGUUUUGGCAGCGUACAUCCUGACCUCCUCCUCCUCCUCCUCCUCGUCGUCGCUCGUCAGUGUGUUCCUGGUCGCUGGCGAAUACGGUGGCGCAAAGUGCUUGAGAUCUGGACAAGCCCUUGUCGUGUGGCCGCUCGGCCGCCCUCCGUUUGGUGGCCAGCACGAUCGAUUAGCGGCAACAGCGGGGGUGUGCACCAGCUCGGAUGGCGAGCGCGUCCCGACCACGCACAUCCUGGAGCAGUGGAACAUGACAUGUGUUGUUAUUGUGCUGUGGAGCAUGCGAGGCUGGCAGCCCAUCACGCAGCACCACGCCGGCCAGUGCAAGCUUCGAGUCAGCCACUUGGACACGCGACGCCAAGCACGUGCUCCUGUAUGGCCGAGCUUCGCGGUGCCGGCUGCCGUUGCUGAGCUGCAGCGAGCCCUGUGCAUGUUCCCUGCCACCGUGAGCACUGCCGUGGAGGAUGCCGAGACAGACACGCCGCUGUCUCUGUUGUCGUUUGCGGCCAGCAAUGCCAGCCACGCGCCCGCACUCCGCGCUCUGUGCCUUAGCUCUACUGCAACACAGAGCAGUGCGUCGUGGACAAGUACAACCACCAGCAGCGGGCAUGAUUGUCUCACUGGGCCAGACAGGACAUUCAUCAGCGAGAUGCGCAGCCGUGCGUUUUGGCACAACCUGCUGAAGUCAUCUGGUGAGCUGGCCAAGCUUGAGGACGCUGGGGCGCGCGUGGUGCCACUGGCGCGUGCAGCACUGGCGUGGUACAUGCUCACCGUCGUCCUCAUCAGUGGCAACGACGUGGCACAGCUGCUGCUGGGUGCAGCCGACGACAACAACCAGGGCAUGAUCCUGGCCCAUCUGCUUCGACAUGCGCUACUUCCUGCUCUGCUCGUCCUCGGCAUCAGCAAUUUGGCUGGGUGGACGUCGUUCCGGCUGCUGCUCAACGACAACACACUGUCGGCCAACGGCCUUGCUGCUCGUUGGCGGUGCUGGCUGCUGCGCAUCCUGUGUGUCAUCUCCAUGGUGCUGCUGAACCUGCUGAUUGCGCUCAUGUCGGAUUGCGCAGAUGUUGAGUUCCAGCUGCUGCGUGACUGA
Salpingoeca rosetta is the source of this 1956-nucleotide messenger RNA. RefSeq lists its product as uncharacterized. The coding region runs from base 1 to 1956 and encodes 651 amino acids. The record is from RefSeq and is a predicted model, not a curated record. Lineage: Eukaryota; Choanoflagellata; Craspedida; Salpingoecidae. The transcript has 8 exons.